CCUUUUUUAAAUUUCAAAUUAUCAGUUCCAUUUUGAGUAUUGCCAAAAAGUUUCAGUGAAACGAGUAGUCAUGGCGGCCGACUCUGUACAUUGGUACAUGGAGGAGGUCGGAGCUCGAGUGGUGGCGAAGACUGGGAUCCCUUCAGACAGAUAUCACCUCGGGAAGCUCAUGCUGCAUAGCUUACAAGACGAUCCCGACUUUAUUCUGCAGAUCGAUGGAGCGACAGGUGAAUCAGAAACCUUCGGCUCAGCUUUAGACAGAAGCAUCCGAUGUGCUGUCUCCCUCAGCAACAUGGGGCUGAAGAAGGGCGACGUCAUGGUGCUGAUGGGACCAAACCACAUACAUUUCUCAGUACCGCACAACGCAGCUCUGUAUCUUGGUAUCAUGGUGGCAUCCGUUGAUGUUACUUUGGGAGUUUACGAAUUAACGAAAAUAUUUGAGACCAACAAACCGAAGAUAAUAUUCUGUCAAAGUGAGAAGACGAAGGAUAUCGAGGAAGCGCUGAAGAUGUCAAACUUGAACACCAAAGUUUUGACCUUCGAUGAAGACGGUCAACAUUCAACACUGUCCGAUCUCCUUAAGGUGGAAGACCAGGAUUCAUUGAAGAACUUUAAGCCAGCAGACUUUGAUCCAGAUGAAACCAUUGCAUAUUUGACAUCAACUAGCGGUACGACUGGAGUUCCAAAAACUGCUAUGCUCUCACACAAGAACUUUAGCAUAGGAUUGCGUUAUAUAUGGACGAAAUUUUCCAAGUUCCCGACGCCCACGAAAAUGGUGUUAGUGACAUCACCAGCUCAGUGGCUAUCAGCUGGGAUCCACUACAUCUUCUCUUCAAUAAUGAAGUAUACUCGAUUGCAGACAUCAGCUACUGUCACUCCGGAGCAUUUUGCUGAACUUGUCAACAAAUAUAAGCCAACCUUCCACGCUACCGGUCCUAAUAUAAUUCUGACGAUGAUAGCAAAAGCUAAAUGUGACUUCACCUGCUUCGAGUUCAUAGUGAUGGGGGGCAGUGCUGUAACACAGGAUGUUGUUGACGAAGUGAAGAAAGUCGCACAAACUGAUCAUGUAUAUGCCAUGUACGGAAUGAGUGAAGCUUGUGGAUUGGCUGUACAGCCGGACUACUAUACUCCACCUGGAUCUUACGGGAAACCAAUACACGGCUUACAAUUGAAACUGGUAGAUCCUAACACAAACGAAGAGAUCACAGAACCCAAUGUUCCUGGAGAAGCAUGGUUUAAAGGUCCUAGUGUCUUUAAAGGGUAUUACAAUAACCCUGAAGUGACGAAGGCGACUAUUACGGAGGACGGCUGGCUGAAGUCUGGAGAUAUUUUGUACAGGGAUCAGAACUGGAACCUGUUCUUUGUGGACCGAUACAAGUUACUGUUGAAGUAUAAAAAUCAUCAUGUGUCUCCAGUAGAAGUUGAAGAGGUGAUCAUGAAGCACCCUGGAGUAUUCGAAGUGGCUGUGACAGGUAUACCAGAUAGGGAGUGCGGGGACCUGGUGGUGGCGUUUGUGGUGCCCAAGCCUGGGUGCAGCCCAACAGCGCAAGAGAUCAAGGAUCUGGUCAAAGAAUCGCUGACUGAUUCCAAGCAACUAAGAGGAGGUGUCAUUUUCUUGGAAGAACUGCCAUUGACUAGCACAUCCAAGGUCAAUAGACAAAAACUUAAAGAAAUAGCACGAACCUUGCCCAGAGAAUGAAAUUUAUAAUAUUGAUUUGUAAUAAACAAAAAUAAAUGUAUUUA
Messenger RNA from Spodoptera exigua (beet armyworm), 1743 nucleotides. NCBI's taxonomy places the organism in Eukaryota, Metazoa, Arthropoda, Insecta, Lepidoptera, Noctuidae. The record is from the annotation of a GenBank genome assembly.